Molecule: messenger RNA, 1515 nt
Organism: Nymphalis io (European peacock)
Lineage: Eukaryota; Metazoa; Arthropoda; Insecta; Lepidoptera; Nymphalidae
Product: N-alpha-acetyltransferase 30-like
Exons: 2
Coding region: 335-1216 (293 amino acids)
Biological process (GO): N-terminal peptidyl-methionine acetylation
Cellular component (GO): NatC complex
Molecular function (GO): protein-N-terminal amino-acid acetyltransferase activity
Source: RefSeq, a predicted model, not a curated record
CCCCAACAAGAUUCAUCAUUUUUGCAAUGUGAUUGUGGAGGGAUUUAACUUGGACUUGUUGUAAAUUUAAUAUAUUUCCUUAAAUAUUUUCGUAUAUCCCGUUUUGAAUUACUAAUUUUUCUAUAUUAAUCAAUCGUAACUUAAGAACGUAGAUUAGCAUCGUCAAACCACGUUUUCUAUCGUAGUAAUAGUAAUACAUUUAUACCAAGAUGUCGGUAAUACUCUUACGAUUUUGACAAGAAAAUGUUUGUAUAAAAAUAAAAUGCUUUUGUGAAAUUGAUAUGAGCUUAUGAUUGUUUAAAUGUGUAAAUAAUAUAGUUAGAAAUCCACCAAUAUGAGUCAACUCGCCGAAGAAAAUUUACAGAAUAUCAAUUGCAGUCAGAAAAAUGCAAGUAUGAAAAAUAAAAGUAAAAAGGCCAAAGAUCCUCCGAAAACGAAUGAUGAAAAAAAAAUGUGGAAUGAGGACAAAUUAAGUGAAGCAUUAGUUAAUACUCUUCAUAUUAACAAUCUUAAUAGUAACUUAACUAAUGGCACAAGUGACCAUUCUAAAGAUAGUGUCAAUGUUUUAAAUGUAGAAUCUAUAAUAGCACAAGACGCGGCACCUAGUGAAGUCAAGAUGAAUGUAAAUAGUGUACAGUGUAGUGAUGUCGUGAAAAGUAGACAACAUCACGAUAAUGUCUCCUUAAACAAGGUCAGGUGUAGUGGGAUAGAUGAAAUAGAAAACUUUGAAAAAUCGUCAUCUCCCCAAGAAGAUUCUGAAAAAAUUGAAAUAAUAUCAUAUGAAUCUGAAUUACAAAUGCCAGAAAUUAUGAGACUUAUACAGAAGGAUUUGUCAGAACCUUAUUCUAUCUACACAUAUAGAUAUUUUAUUCAUAACUGGCCUAAACUUUGCUUCUUGGCUAGUCACGAAGGAAAAUGUAUUGGUGCCAUUGUUUGUAAGUUAGAUAUGCAUCGAAAUAAUGUCAAAAGAGGAUACAUAGCAAUGCUGGCAGUAGAUGAGAAAUAUAGGAAAAAGAAGAUAGGUUCUAAAUUAGUACAGAAAGCAAUAAGGGCAAUGAUAGAUGACAAUGCAGAUGAAGUUGUUUUAGAAACAGAAAUCACAAAUAAACCAGCGCUAAAACUUUAUGAGAACUUAGGCUUUGUGAGAGACAAACGCUUAUUUCGAUACUAUCUAAAUGGAGUAGAUGCACUGCGGUUGAAGUUAUGGCUAAGGUGAAAAAAGUAGGUAACAAAUGAGAGAUUCUCAAUGUUGUGCUCUGGUGUCAUCACGGUCUCAGGCAUAUAUUAUAUUAAAAAUCCUACUGUUGUUAAACUGAUAAUAUAUCAUAAGCCUGCCAUGUGGAUUUUAGCCAAAUGUAUAGUUUGUUUAAAUUUUUUUUUAUCAUGUGAUAUGUGUUAUUUUAUCUAAUUUAUGAGUUAAAUUUGUUAAUGAGAAUGUUUACUACUAUUUCUUUUAAAAUCUCAAUAACUAAAUUGUUGAUAUCCUAUCUUGAAAUACACAACUUUGAAGAACAA